UGCUUCGCGAAUGCUCAGUCCAUUCUGACACAUAACCUAAAAUGUACUAGAAUACAAAUUAAACAUUAAAAUGAGAUUUUUAAUCUAUAUUUUGUUAUUAGUUCUAUUUGUAAGUUUAUAUGAAGCUAAGGACCUUGUGGUGGGUACAAGAGUGAAUAAUUUGUUAAUAUCAACGGAGAAAGUUGUUUAUCGCGCAAUACCCCUUAUAAAAAGAGAUAAGGAUUAUACAUUCAAUGAUCCGAAGCAAAGGAUUAUAAAGGGCAUAAUAGCUCGCGAUCUGUCCCGUUCAGACGCGCGUGCAACGGUGACACAGGGAGGAUUGGGUGCCACCAAUGUCACCAUACACUUCCAGAGCGAGCGAGGAGAGGGACUCAACUAUUUAGUACUCAUAUUUACUAAGAAUUCAUAAUACUAAUAAAUAUAUGUCGGUACACUGAUGUCAACUGAAAUUUUUCGCAAGUCAACGCUAAUUCUCAUUUUAAAUUAAAUUUUUGGUAAUAACAUUUUUACGUUUACGAAUAA
This is a messenger RNA of Papilio xuthus (Asian swallowtail), 522 nucleotides long. Its product is annotated as probable salivary secreted peptide. Lineage: Eukaryota; Metazoa; Arthropoda; Insecta; Lepidoptera; Papilionidae. The transcript is spliced from 2 exons. The record is from RefSeq and is a predicted model, not a curated record. The coding region runs from base 71 to 409 and encodes 112 amino acids.